Pararge aegeria (speckled wood butterfly) is the source of this 4653-nucleotide messenger RNA. Its product is annotated as C3 and PZP-like alpha-2-macroglobulin domain-containing protein 8. Gene Ontology annotation, cellular component: extracellular region. The coding region runs from base 229 to 4548 and encodes 1439 amino acids. The record is from RefSeq and is a predicted model, not a curated record. Lineage: Eukaryota; Metazoa; Arthropoda; Insecta; Lepidoptera; Nymphalidae. The transcript has 26 exons. Gene Ontology annotation, molecular function: endopeptidase inhibitor activity.
ACGACGGCCGACCUGCGUAGGCGCCUCGAACUAUGCACGCAGUCAGUCAUUCAGCAUUGCACCUCGCGGCCACAUUGUCCGACGGCCCGAGACUAUCGCACAAAAACUGUGUGCAUCUGAUAGAAACGAUCUGUGAUAUAGUGUUAAGUUACAUGCAAUAACUGAAAGUGAAAAGCAUUUAUGAAGUGAAACCUGUUGGAUAAUAUAACGGUACCCAGCAAACAUAUAAUGAUGCACAAAAUAGGACUAACGUUCUGUUUAGCCGUUCUUGUUGCGUCUGGCAUUGUUCAAAGUGUAUCAAUAUUAGGGCCAAAAUUGUUAAGGCCCUACGGAAACUAUAAAAUAUCAAUAGCAGGAGGAUCCCGCGCACAUAAUCUUUAUGUUGCUAUAGAGGGAAAAAGAUCUACUGGAGAACCAUUUUCACAAGGAAGAGUAGUGCAAGUUCCAGCUGCGGCUUCUAGGCUUGUAGACCUCGAGAUUGGCGAUCCAGGACCGGGGCAAUAUAAACUGGUUGCCCGGUCUACGUCAGGUCCACUGUUUGCUUCAUCAGCACCUCUGAUCUACCAGCCGAGAAGUUUUUGCGUCUUCGUGCAGACAGAUAAACGAGUGUAUCAACCAAGAGAUACUGUGAACUUUAGAGUAAUAGCUUUAGACAAAUACCUGCUACCGUUAUCAGGGACGGUGGAUAUAAGCAUCUUGGAUACAGGCGGAUCUCCGGUCCGGCAGUGGGCAUCCGUUCCACUUGACAGAGGUCUGUUUGCUGAGGAAUUGUUGCUUGCAGACGAACCCGCGCUUGGGCAAUGGACUAUUCAAGUGGAGGCGCGUGGUCAAAAGUACUCCAGGCAGAUAAUGGUGGCUGACUAUGUGUUACCAAAGUUUCAAAUGGACAUUCAGAUGCCAAAAGAAAUACUAUUCAGUGAUGGACGAUUUUCUAUAAACGUAACUGCCAGACAUUUCAAUGGUCUCCCGGUGAAAGGUGAACUGACCAUAUCAGCGUACGCUGUAUUCUUCUCCGGGCUAUUGCAACCAGUAUUCUCUACUCCUUCCCGAAAAGUAGUCGACUUCAAUGGUCAGGCGAAUGUCGUUUAUGAUCUCAAGACAGACCUGGAUCUGGCUGAAGACGCCGCAAGACCUUUAGUUGUAGAAGCAGUGCUAGAAGAAAAAAACACGCUAAUUAAACAAAAUAUUUCAUCUAGAAUUCUACUUCUACGGACUCCUUACAGACUUAAGGUCACAGCUCCGGACCGAUUCAAACCCACUCUGCCUUACAAUGUCCAGAUAGAAUUAGUAAACUCAACUGGUCACACAAUAAAUACGACUGGCGAUAUUACUGUUGCAAGGCAAUGGGAUGAUGGAGCUCCCGUUAAUACUACAACAGUGAAAUUAAAUAAAGGUUUCGCAAAAUAUAUGUACACACCAGACGUGGCUCAUACGAACUCCACGCUUAAUCUUGUAGUGAAGUAUAAAGAAAUAUCAGAGAGAGUUGUAAAUGUACAAAAGAGUAUUGAAAAGGGUGGACAAUACUUAAUAGUCGAAAUGCUUACCCGUGAUACAAGAGUAGGUGAUGAAAUGCGUGCUCAGAUUUCCGCAACAGAGCCAAUGGAUCUCGUUCACUAUGUAAUUAUUGGAAGAGGUGAUAUUCUUGCAGCGAAGACUUUGGAAUUAAGUCCAGCACGACGCAGCGUAGACGUAUCAGUGCCUGUAACAGCAGACAUGGCGCCUGGUUGCAUACUGCUUGCUUGGUACCCGCGUUUGGCUGGAGAUAAUGUACUAUCUGCAGCAGUAUAUGCUCCACAAAGGGAAAUGUUGCAACAUAAGAUAUCCGUGACCUCAGCAUCAUCAGGUUCACUGCUUCGACCUAACGGUCUAGUGGAAUUUCGUGUUUCGGGUGAGGCCGGUUCACAAGCUGCUCUGCUAGGCGGUGACGAUAACGCUAUCCUUACAGGACUAACGCGAGAAAAUGGAUUGGGCAGCGGACUUGAUAUGUACACGAUCGAACGAGAAGUGGAAAGCUUCACUGGCUUAAAACACUCUCUAUUCAAAAACGAAGACCAUUUGCCGAGCUUGGGUCUGGAUUUGGGAGGACGAAAUUCUUCGGAUGUGUUCAGUAAUGCAGGAAUGGUCCUUUUAACGGAUGGUCUGGUCAUUGCAAGUAAUAAGCUAGCAGAAGUGUCAGAACCAGAGACAGGUACUAGAGCACCCCAGGCAGGUCCUUAUGCAUUCAGUCGUGUACCAUCACCACCAUCUCCGCGCUACUAUCUUACGCGCACACUAUCACCACACGUCACCUGGAUGUUCACCAAUUUCACUAUUGGCAAUGACGGCGUUGGAACCCGGGAGCGCUGGUCACCAGUUACUCCUGGUGAAUGGACCGUGGGGGCUUUUGCCGUGCAUCCCACUUUAGGAUUGGGUAUUGCUGAGCCCCGCAAAGUUGCCACCGCUCUUCCCAUUUCCCUUACCGCAGAGCUACCAGACACUUUGCAAAAGGGGGAAACUCUGGCGGUAAUUGUUACUUUGAAAAGCACACUCACUGUUGACACGUCGAUUGAAGUAACUUUCCAUAACUCCGAACAGUUCUACGAAUUCGAACCGCUCGAAAAUAGCAUCGACUCCGCUAAAAAAAUCGAAUUGUUCCGUCGAUUGCGCGUGAUUGUGCCAGCUCGAAGCUCCAAAAGUACAGCUUUCUUGGUGACUUCUGUACGCAGUGGCGAAGCGCCUAUUAUCAUCGAAGCCAACGGCAACGGCGUCUCCGCAUCCCUGUUCCGCACCAUUGAUGUUAAGAAUGGUUACGAAGAAAAAAUUUGGUCAUGGGCACUUCUGGAUGGCCGUCGCGGUGUAGCGCGAACCAACGUAACGUUAACUCCCGCUGCUGGUACUAAAAUUGGAGCCGUAUCACUAGAAGCCACCGGUGAUUUGUUAGCCAACGCCUUAAGAGCAAUAAAAUCACCGUCUACCGUUGCUGCAGAUGCUUACUAUGCUUUGCGGCCAUUAGCGCGAGCUUGCAUCUUACUGGACUAUCUCCAGGCAACAGAUCAAGACGACGAAGUGACAAUAGUAAAGGAUGCACGUUUGCAAGCCUCCACAGGCUAUCAGCGACUUAUGGCUUUCCGUCGACCGGAUGGUUCAUUUGCAGCAGAGACCGGUGACGAUGCUGAAUCUGAUGUAUGGAUGACGUCAAUCGCAGCACGGUGGCUGAGCCGCUCAUCUCGGUAUGUAGAAGUAUCUCCGGAAGCCACCAUGGCUGCUGCGAGAUGGUUGAUCAACUCGCAAAAAUCCGAUGGCAGUUGGCAAACUCCAUCCUCAAUGCAGAAAAACGACCCGCGAGCACAAACUGUUGUUCCGCUGACUGCCUACGCUUUACUGGCUUUACAGGAGACCAAGAGCAACGAAGUCCUAUACAAGAACGCGAUGAACAAAGCCCUGGACUUCCUCGCGAAGAAUCUAUCACCUGAUCUAGAUGCGUAUUCACUGGCACUUUUGAGCAGCGCACUGGCCGCAGCCCGACACCCACAAGCCACCCAAGCAUUGCAGAUCAUGGACAAAUACGCUAACACUUCGGAUGUUUCUACAUUGUACUGGUCCCGAAGAAUUUCUGGUGCAGAAUGGAAAAACCCAUGGUUGAAAGGAAAUAGUCUAGAAGCUUCCACUACGGCGUGGGGUCUACGAGCUAUGUUAGCAUCUAGCCUUUUGGAAGAAGCGGUUCCUGUCGCUCGUUAUUUACUGCAAGCUCUAGGCCCUGUAGAUCAAGACCCUGAUGUCUUGGAUGCGCUGGCGCAAUUUGCUGAAACGAUAAAGACAACAAACAAAUUGAGAGUAGCUGUAACUGUUGCAAGCUUUGAAGAACCACGCCAGUUUAAUAUUGAUAACGACAACGCCCUAAUCAUACAAACACAAUUGGUUCGCAAUGCACUUAAUGCAAGUGCAGUGACCGAGGGUCGAGGUGUCGCAAUGGUCGGGCUGGCGGCAAAGGGCAGUACCAAUGUGACAGCCGCCUGGCCGCGGUACACUCUUGAUCCCAGGGUAGACCAGGUGUCCACUAGGGAACGUCUUCAGCUCUCCAUUUGCAUCGGGUUUGUUCCUAUUGCCAACGAAACUGAAAGUGGACUGACCCUACUUACUGUACAGUUACCAUCGGGAUAUUUAGCGGACCUGAACACAAUCACCGAGUUAACGGCGGCACGACACGUGGUAGGCGCUAGAGUGAUGGCGGGAGGAGCACAAGUGGUGGCCUGGCUGCGCGCAAGUGUUGCCGAGCGUUGCGCCACCCUCGCGGCGCCGCGUGCGUUACCCGUGGCCCGACAACGCCCUGCGUGGGUCACUCUUACCGACCUCUACGACUCUAGCCAUCGCGCCCGCGUGUUUUACCAAGUGUCGCAAAGCACGGCUUGCGACGUGUGUCGGGAGUGGGAAUCCUGCGCAAGCGCAUGCGGGUCCACGGAGAGGCAAGUGAAUCCUACAACCACGCCUUCGCCACCCAAUGCCGCGACCGUUACAGAGUUAGCGUUCGCGCUUUCACUAACCGUGGCCAUCAUACUGUUGAUACGAUGAAUGUUUAUAACAACAUUUACACUAGAAACCAUGUCUUUAAUUUAACUAAUAAAUUAUAAUAUAUUUUUCUUUACAUAAUUAAGUAUAAUAAAAUACGUAAACCAA